UGUGCCCCUCACUUUCCGUCAGGACUGAGAUGGGACAGCACGCGAGCAGAGCAGCGGUGCAAGCCGCCCCUCGGGGCAAACCGCAGCACUUCUCUCCGCCCAUGGCUGCCCAGGCCACGGCCCGUCCCCAACCUCAGCCCUCAUCCUCUGCGAUGGAGGAGAGAAACCCCUCGUGCCCUGCUGAGGCCAAGGAGAAGGACAAACUCCCCCAGGAGCCCACUUCUGUGCCGCCCGCUCCCCCCUUGGAUGCCUCUGGGCUGCCCAUGUGUGCUGUGGAGCGUUACGCGAUGGACAACAUUGAGGCCUUUCUCCGGAGCACAGAGCCUCAGAAUGAGGAGAAGAAGAUGAAGUUCCUGUGCAGCAUCCGCACCAUCUGUGGCUCCGCAGCAGAGAGGAACACGGUGCAGGAACUGCGCAUCUUCUGCCGCCGGAAUGAACUUGUGGAGAACAUCAUGGUGCUGCUGGCAGAGGAGCCGCGGAGAGAGCUGAGCUCCGAACUGCGGCUGCAAGCGGUAGCCGCCAUCACCUCCCUCAGCAAGGUGGAGGGGGCUCUGGAGGAGAAGAUCCCUCUCUUUGUUGUGUGCUUCCGGAGCAUCUUCCUGCUUCCCUCAGAGCAGGACCUGGACACAAACCUUUACUCCAAGACCCUGAGGGCUCUGGAUGAGAUGCUGCACUCAUUGGUGUUCAUUCACCCCAGCACCAGCAUCGGAGAGGAGCUGAAAGACGUCUUCCAGGUGAGCCUUGCCCAUGGGGACCACACAGAGGAAGAGUGUUCCCCCCCCAUCCCCACCACCCCAAAAACCUUCUGGGGUGAUCCAGGGGACCACAGGGCAGAGCAGCACCUCCUCUUCCCACAGGUGCUGCUGCCCUUCACCUCCUUGCAGAGCUCGACCGUGCGCCAGAGGGCAGUGGGGCGCAUCUGGAAGCUGACUCAUUCGCUGGCACAUUACUGCCAGGAGAAGCCCCGUCACUCCUCGGAACAAUCCCCAUCUGCCAGCUAUGACGAGCUCCGCCUGCCCGUGCUGGGGCAGCUGGUGGGAUGCCUCAUCCUGUGCUGCGCUUUUGUCCAGGAGGACAAAACAUGCCGCUGUGCUUUGAGCGCUCUCCGUCACCUCUACAGAUUUGUCCUGUGGAGAAGCCGUAAGGCAACGGCUGCUGACCUCUGCGUCAGCUGCCGCUCAGAGCAGUGAAGAACCCCAUGGUGUUGGGGAGCUUUGCCG
Molecule: messenger RNA, 1220 nt
Organism: Gallus gallus (chicken)
Lineage: Eukaryota; Metazoa; Chordata; Aves; Galliformes; Phasianidae
Exons: 7
Coding region: 30-1190 (386 amino acids)
Cellular component (GO): cytoplasm
Source: RefSeq, a predicted model, not a curated record